UCACUUCCGCUUCCGGCCGCACGCGCGGCCAUUUCCACUACUUCCGUGAGACUUUGCGGUGGAUUGAGCGCUCCUUCUCUGACGUCGGUCGGCGGCGCGUCUGGAGGGGAGGCGAGCCCGCGGAACCGCAGCGAUGACUGAGGCUGAUGUAAAUCCGAAGGCCUACCCUCUCGCAGAUGCCCACCUCACCAAAAAACUAUUGGACCUCGUUCAGCAGUCAUGUAACUACAAGCAGCUUCGAAAAGGAGCCAAUGAGGCCACCAAAACCCUUAACAGAGGCAUCUCUGAGUUCAUUGUGAUGGCUGCAGACGCAGAGCCCCUGGAGAUCAUCCUGCACCUCCCGCUGCUGUGUGAAGACAAGAACGUGCCCUACGUGUUUGUGCGCUCCAAGCAGGCGCUGGGGCGGGCCUGCGGGGUCUCCAGGCCUGUCAUCGCCUGUUCUGUCACCAUCAAAGAAGGCUCCCAGCUGAAGCAGCAGAUCCAGUCCAUUCAGCAGUCCAUUGAAAGGCUCUUAGUCUAAACCGUGGCCUCUGCCACGCUCUCUCUUGCCUCCUCCCCCUCGAUUGUGUAUCAUAUUGUCUGUGUUACCAUGUAGGAUUUCCAGCUACCUUCUAUUGUUAUAAAAUAUUGUAGUAGUAAAUCUUUUUAUAUUUUUGAAUUGUU
This is a messenger RNA of Myotis myotis, 663 nucleotides long. RefSeq names its product small nuclear ribonucleoprotein 13 (gene SNU13). Gene Ontology annotation, cellular component: small-subunit processome; precatalytic spliceosome; box C/D methylation guide snoRNP complex. Gene Ontology annotation, molecular function: RNA binding. The record is from RefSeq and is a predicted model, not a curated record. The transcript has 3 exons. The coding region runs from base 134 to 520 and encodes 128 amino acids. Gene Ontology annotation, biological process: ribosome biogenesis; maturation of SSU-rRNA; mRNA splicing, via spliceosome. Lineage: Eukaryota; Metazoa; Chordata; Mammalia; Chiroptera; Vespertilionidae.